AGUCGAUCGUCGCGGAGAACACAACACAACGCGCAGCAUGUCGGCCAAGAUCAAGCUGCGUUCCCAACUGCACCUUCUGACGGGUUUCAUCGCAGGAUUCAUUUGCGCCUUCGUCCUUCUUCUGUACGUCUACGAUGUGAGCCGGGUUUCGCCCUGUUGGACCAGCUCCUCAUCCUCCUCCUCCUCUCCAGUGUCCGUUGCCAUGGACGCACUGUCCCGAACUGAAGUGCUCCCACCCGCCCGAAUAUUGUGCAUGGUGCUGACCUGUCCGGAAAAUGUGGAGGAUUUGGCCCGAACUGUGUACGACACUUGGGGGAGGCGAUGUAACCAUCUGAUAUUUGUGAGCAGUGAGAAUUAUCAGCCGCUGGGCGUGGUCCAGGUGGUUGAAGCCAAUGGUGGCGCCUACGAGGAUCUGUGGAACAAAACCCGCGAGGGAUUCCGACAUGUUUGGGAGAACUUUGGACAAGACUUUGAUUGGUUCCUCAAGGCGGAUGAUGAUACGUAUGUCGUCAUGGAGAAUCUACAUCACCUGCUGAGCGGUUUCGAUCCGGAUACACCCGUAUACUUUGGCUACAAGAUGACACGCUACAAUGUGAGUUAUAUGUCCGGAGGCGCUUCUUACGUUCUGAGUCGUGAGGCUCUGAACCGAUUCAUGACUCAGGCCUAUGGAUCGUCGGUGAUAUGUCCGGAGCCAAAGAAAAUGGGUAUUGAGGACUUUUACAUGGGGAUUUGUCUGCAAAAUGUAGGAGUUCAUUUCGUCGACUCGGCACAAUCUCUGGAUGGAGAUCCCAAGCCCAAGUUUAUGCCCUUGAAUUUGGAGCACUAUCUCGCGGACUCAAACUCCACCAUUCCGGACUGGCUGCGUCUGAUGAGUGUAUCUCGAGUUGAAACUGGUUUGCGGUGUUGUUCCAACUAUUCUGUGGCUUUUCACUACGCCAACCGUGAACGCAUGUUCCUUUACGAGUUUCUAAUCUAUUAUCUCCGAGUUUUUGAUCACAACUUGAGUUCGGGAAGAAAUCAGAGAUAUCUCUUAAAUUCAUCUGAUUUAAACAGACGAUUUCCACUGGAAGAUAAUUUGAAUAUAAAAGACUUGAUACAAAUGUCUGAGAAACCAGAGAAUUUCUAG
Messenger RNA from Drosophila serrata, 1126 nucleotides. Its product is annotated as glycoprotein-N-acetylgalactosamine 3-beta-galactosyltransferase 1. The record is from RefSeq and is a predicted model, not a curated record. Gene Ontology annotation, molecular function: N-acetylgalactosaminide beta-1,3-galactosyltransferase activity. NCBI's taxonomy places the organism in Eukaryota, Metazoa, Arthropoda, Insecta, Diptera, Drosophilidae. Gene Ontology annotation, cellular component: membrane.